Molecule: messenger RNA, 5173 nt
Organism: Dunckerocampus dactyliophorus (ringed pipefish)
Lineage: Eukaryota; Metazoa; Chordata; Actinopteri; Syngnathiformes; Syngnathidae
Product: protocadherin alpha-C2-like
Exons: 3
Coding region: 756-3182 (808 amino acids)
Biological process (GO): homophilic cell-cell adhesion
Cellular component (GO): plasma membrane
Molecular function (GO): calcium ion binding
Source: RefSeq, a predicted model, not a curated record
UCAAUUUAUGACAUGUGGUCAGUGUUUUAGAGUGCAGGAAUAUUUUGUUUAUUGUAGCGCUUCACAACUUUUGUAAUAUUGUGAGGGUUUCAGAUUAAAACCCUUUUUAUGCUCUUGUACAAGUGGUAAUAAUAAUUGACCUCAGUAUUUAAGGGAACUCAUUAAGCACGCAUCAUGACACAACGGAGCAGUGUGCAGGUCUCCAGAGCGUGUGGGGCAGUUUGGGAGCAUUGGGUAAAAGCACAUGUUUGGGUGCUUUGCUUAAGUGCAUUUGUACUGAGUUGAGCCAUGUAUCUCAUAUCCCUAAUCAAACCUGUGGCCCUUCGAUCUCAAGCCAAAUUCUUAACCACUGUACACACCAGUCUCCGUAUAAUUAUAAACAAUACAUGUUUCAUAUAAUCUACUUUGUGCUUCAGCAAUUUAAACCCAAACACAAAUGUGUAAACUAUUUGUAUCGUAUGUCAUGAUGAUAACAUGUGUCAAAGUUGUGUUAUGGUGGCGCUGUUUUGUUAUUGAAAUACCAGCCCAUUCACACCGUCACAACAGAACAUCGUCAUUGGGCGGAUCUUAAAUCCACUGGAUCUUCCGGCAGUGCUGAAAUGCGCCUCCGUGAAUGUGGUCAGUCAUUUUGCCGACAGGGUGUUCUCUGGAAUUAAAUCGCUUAGAAGCUUUUGUACUAUUUUUUCGUCGAAAUUUGACGAAACGGAACACGCGUCUUGGACCUUUAUUGAGGUGCAGUGCGCGCGCAAAAGACAAUGAGGUCCAUUGUGUUAAAACCGCCAUUUCAAAGGUACGUGCUGCUCGUCAUUGUUAUUUUUUUCUGCUCUGUUCAUCAAAUAUUAGCCUCCGUGACUCAUUAUUCUAUACCCGAGGAAAUGAAAGAGGGAUCAGUAGUUGCAAAUCUUGCUACCGAUCUCGGACUGGAUGUUAAAACACUCAACCAGAGGAAAAUGCGUCUGGACAUUAUUGCAAAUAAGAAAUAUCUGGACGUGAACAAAGACACGGGAGAGCUCUAUAUUGUUGAGAAGAUUGACAGAGAACAUAUUUGCCCCACUAAAUCAUCCGCAUCUUGCUAUCUCAGACUGGAAGUGAUUCUUGAAAAUCCUGUGCGCAUUUUUAACAUCGAGGUGGAAAUAAUGGAUAUGAACGACAACGCCCCUCAAUUUAGGAGAGACGCCAUUCAUUUGGAUAUAUCUGAAUCGACACCGCAAGGGGAGAGAUUCUCUCUCAGCAAUGCAGUGGAUCCUGAUGUUGGCAGCAAUACUGUUAAAACAUAUCAUCUGAGUGAAAGUGAGCAUUUUAACAUCGAAGUUCAGACUGGAAGAGAGGGAACAAAAUUUGCAGAUUUGAUAUUAAAGAAGAGUUUAGACAGAGAGAAGCAGGCUGUGCACAAUUUAAUAUUAACAGCAGUAGAUGGCGGUAAACCUCCACGUUCUGGUACUGCCAAAAUGAUUGUUCAGGUUUUAGACACUAAUGACAACGCCCCUUUGUUUGAUGAAUCUAUUUACAGUGUUAAAAUCAUGGAGAAUUCUCCAAUUGGAAGCCUUGUUAUUGAUUUAAAUGCUACUGACUUAGAUGAAGGCUCCAAUUCUGAUUUAACGUAUUCAUAUAGUUUAUAUACACCAGAGAAAACACAAGAAACUUUUAAUCUGAAUCCUUCUACAGGCGAAAUUACUGUUAAAGGAAUGUUAAACUAUGAAGAUUUUAGGAUUUAUGAUAUGGAAGUUAUAGCAGCAGACAAAGGAGUCAACCCUCUAUCAGGACAAUGUACAAUUAAAAUUCAAAUUGAGGACAUGAAUGACAAUCAUCCAGAAAUAUCUAUUAAAUCUUUCCAAAGUCCAGUCAGUGAGAAUAUUGAUGUAGACACAGUGAUAGCAGUGGUCAGUGUGAGUGAUAAGGACUCAGGUGACAAUGGGGUGGUGGAUCUUCACAUUCCUCAUAAUAUGCCUUUUAAACUGAAAGAGUCCUCUGAUAACUAUUAUAAGUUAGUGGUCUCAGAGCCAUUAGACCGUGAGAAGGUUCCAGAAUAUGACAUCACCUUCACUGUGACAGACAGAGGCUCCCCUCCUUUAAGUGACAAUGAAACAAUGACUUUACAUCUGCUGGAUGUGAAUGACAAUGUUCCACACUUCCCUCAGUCCUUUUAUACCAUACGUGUGAUGGAGAAUAACGCUCCUGGCGCCUUGCUCAGUUCACUCAGUGCGUUUGACCCUGACCUCCAUGAGAACCAGUACCUAGUUUACUUCAUCCUAGAGAAGGAAAUAGCCAACACCUCCAUGUCCAUGCUGUUCUCCAUCAAUCCAGAAAACGGGAAUCUUUAUGCACUAAAAACGUUUGACUAUGAGAUGGAGAAGGACUUUCUUUUCCACAUUGAGGCCAGAGACUCUGGUUCUCCUCCACUCAGCAGCAACGUGACCGUCCACAUCAUCAUCGUUGACCAGAACGACAACGCUCCAGUUAUUGUCUCUCCUUGGCGAGCGCAUGGCUCUGUGGUGGAGGAGAAAAUCCCAAGAUCCACGGAUAAAGGCUCUCUGGUUGCCAAGGUGAUAGCCUUGGAUGUGGACUCAGUGCACAACUCUCGCAUCACCUACCAGUUCCUGCAGGUGACCGACGCCACCUUGUUCAGUCUGGACCAGUACAACGGAGAGAUCCGCACUAUGAGGAUGUUCAGUUACAAAGAUCCACGUCAUCAGAGACUCGUUGUUGUUGCCAAGGACAACGGUGAGCCUGCUCUCUCUGCUACAGUCACCAUCAAGCUGUCCACGGUGGAGACUGCUGUGAAGACCUACUCAGACAUGACUGAGGUGCCUCUGGAAUAUGACAUCUUCUCAGACCUCAACCUGUAUUUGGUCAUCGGCCUGGGCUCAGUGUCCUUCCUGCUGCUCAUCACCAUCUUGGUCACCAUCGUGCUCAAGUGUCAGAAAGCCAAGCCCAGCAUAGCAGCUCCCCCCAGCAGGAACAGUGUGAUCAGUGAGAGGAACUCCACCAUUGCUGAUUCCACUCUGGUGUCCAACGAUGCCUACUGGUACAGUCUGUUUCUAGCAGAGACCAGGAAAGGAAAACUGGUGGUCAGACAGCCUCUGCCAAAGGGCUCCAGAUACAUCGUGUCCAGUAUUCCCAGGAGCACAGGCAUGUCUGAGACUAGUGGCUCUGCUACUUCUACCUUGCAGUACCCUAAAUGAGGGAAGUCCACUCUGCAGCAUGGAGGCAUCCACAACCAGCAGCACCAGAUCGACAUAAGGCAGGAACUCCUUGCUGCAUAUCGGACCAAUCCUGAUGGGUGAGCGACAGAGGAAAAAGAGAUGACCUUGCGUUGACAUCGCUCCCAUGGCCUUCAUGCUCCGCCUGGUUCUUCACACUCGAGAUCCUGAAUGCAAUGGCUGAUGAUAUAAACGCCGACCCACUACCCUCUCUUCUUUCUUUAAGCACAUGAAAAGCCAAUCAAAGCCUUUCUAAUAAUCUCUUCAUUGUGCAUGAUAUGACUGCAUGGCUUCAACCACACUCUAAGAGCGUCAUCCCCGCCCGAAAAAUGUUAAGGAGAUGUUACUUGCCAAGAAAUAGACUGUGCCGUGUGGAUUGUGAAAAAAGCCAAAUGAAUAAGGGGACUAUUUGAGUGGACAAUGGAAUGUUGAAUUGCCUACAAGAGACUGUUUUCCCUCUUAAAAAGGAACACCCAUUAUGUGUAGUUUACAAUUGUAUGAACUUUUGUGCUUUGUGUUGCCCAUUAUCCACAUGAGUGACAUUUGAAAUGGCACAAUUUACAAAAAAAUAAGCACCAGUGCGAUUUUUCUUAAAUCCAAGUUUUGUAAAAAGUGACUUUAGGUUUUGUAAAUGACAUUGUGCUUUAUAUGUACGCAAGGCCCACAAAGAUGAACAAGUGUGCAGAGUGAUUCAACAAACUCAACAGGUCUGUUCACAUGAAUUAAGUAGGAUUCAGUACAAAAAUAAUGCACUGCAAUUAGCAGACAAGUGUGUUGAAAAAUCUUGCCCUGACUAUUACCUGACUAUUACCUAUUUUGCCACUAUUACUCUGGCAAAAUAGUGUUGCACAUGCAACUGAGGCCACUACAAUUGUCAAGCAAUGCUUAAACUUUUGUAUACAAAAUUAUCUCCCAUAAACAAGUAACUCAAACACAGAAAAAGGGGGCCUUUUGUCAACAUGUAGCUAUUUUUCACUUGUUUUGCAUGCCAUAACCAUAGUAAGAGUUUUAGUUAUUGUGUGAUAAAAUUCAUUUUCUGUAUUGCAUCACAUGUAUUCUCUCAGAGCAAGAUACAAGAGGGACCAACAGUAUAAGAACUGCAUUGCAUUGUUUUCUCCUAAAGAACAGGUGGCUGUUGUGACGUGUAUGCAUUCAAAAAAAGCAGUCACCAUAAUGAGUGCGUUUGAAUGUUAAGGACUAAAGUAAACCGAAGUGUGUAGAUAUGACAAAGUACAGGUGUAUCUAACAUAUUGAUUACUUUUAUCUAAGAAGCCAAACUCUGGAUGUUCCUUCAUAUCAACCUUGUCUGAUGUUGUACAACUCAAAGCUAAUAGCAUACAGUUAUGUACUAAAUGUUUACAGUACUGGAAUAGUGUGCACUUUUCAUCUAUUGGAAGCUGUGCUCAGGUGUAUUACUGACUCCUGUACCUGCAAUGCAACACAGAAAUACAUGGUGGCAGAACUGGAUGUAGUCUUCAUAAUGAUUUUCAUAUUACAUUUUUUGUUAAAAUACAUCAAGGUGUGUUUUCACAUCAUACUGAGUAUAAAGGUAUAGAUUCAAUACGCAAAGCAAAACAGCCACUGAUUUCAGUAUAUUCUGACACAAUGCCUUUGAGUGGAAGCAGUUUAAUGUUGUUUCAAUUGUGUUGUCAUAACUUGAACUACAUCAAAAACUGUGUCUGACCUUUUCAGUGCCACUGAACUGCUGUGCCAUCACACAAACUAAAUCGCUUUAACUUACACAGUAUGUACAGCAUAUAAAGUAUUAUAUAGUAUGUUGAUACCAUGCAAGCGCACAGCUGAAAUUGCAUCAGAGAACAUGUUUAAAGUUGUAAUGUUUUCCAGGCAAGUAUGCAUACAAUAAGUCCAUUUGUACAGUGGUGUUUUGACAGUGAAUCGUAUUCUAAAAUUGUGUGUGUGUAAUGUGAGUUUAUUGUAUGACCGAUUGAAUAAAAAACAUAUUGGGAACAAAA